This is a messenger RNA of Dissoconium aciculare CBS 342.82, 984 nucleotides long. RefSeq lists its product as uncharacterized. The coding region runs from base 1 to 984 and encodes 327 amino acids. The record is from RefSeq and is a predicted model, not a curated record. The transcript has a single exon. NCBI's taxonomy places the organism in Eukaryota, Fungi, Ascomycota, Dothideomycetes, Mycosphaerellales, Dissoconiaceae.
AUGCCCAAGCGCAAGCGUAAUUCCACCGCUGCCUACGCAGCAUCCCAGCCUCUUUUCGAUGCUCUGAGGGAAGCCUGCGAACAAUUGGAGCUGCAGAAGUCCAACUUGCUGCUAGCCCGCGAUCUUGUCCAAGGUUUACAUGUGAAACUUCAACAUGUCGACUUGGCUGUAGGAGAUCGGCCGUCUCGGGUCGACAAUCAUGGACGAUAUCUGGACAGCACGCUGGCAGCAUGGACGACGGCCAUCAAUUCUUACCACAAUAUUUUCGAGCAGCUAGUCCUGUUGACGGCCCCAGAGCCGGCAAUGGGCAGAGAUGCUGCCGAUUCGCACGAAAGCUUCAAGAACAUUUCCCGUUCUGCUUUUGAAGCUAAGAAUGCCGUCGCCGGAGUUGUCAGCGCUCGUGAUACCUCGAAACGACAAACAAGCGACCACAAAGCCUCCAACAUCGGCAAUUGGGGAAUCCCCACAAACGAGCACUCUCGUUUCAGUCAGUCACCUAGCGGCACAGACACGAAGCCACGGUCGAGUAAACUUCGAAAACGCAAUGGCCUGACUGCAUCGGCAAGCAAUAAUCACCAGCACGCGGAAAUUGCCACGACGCCGAGCGCAAACAAACCGACGGCUGCGAAAAGCGGCCACAACAACAAGGAUUUGAACAAUGGUGCAGAGCUCCUUCCAAAAGAAACGAAUGUUUUCGUCAAAGAUGGUGUCAAGUACGAGGACGUUUCCGCAGAAGUGACAGCACGACUACAAGCCAAACAAGAAAAGAAGGCGGCAGCCAAGGUAAAACAGGAUAAGAAAAAGAGGAAGCGGGAAAGCACCGACUCGAUUCGGGCCACGAACGUGAAAACAUCCCACGUGGCUACCAGUCCAGUCACAGAUCUACCAGAGAGACCUCGCCGGAAGAGGUCUAAACGGACUUCUUCUGUAGCCUCCGAUCAGAAAUCAGAGCAACUUGGAUCGGGACGCAGUCAGAGAAGGUGA